UGAUUCAUGUGGGUACCGUCCCUCCUGUACACAUUUAUGACGUGCGUCAUUCGAGAAAAUAUGACACAUUUACCAAAGUUUCUUUUUGUUUGAAUGUUAUGAAUGACUACGGUUGUGCAGGAAACAGCAUAAGAUAGCAGUGGAUUUGACUGUUUGAACUUGUUAUCUUCACCAUGGCGAUGUAUAGAAAUAUUCUAAGAUCUACGAAUUUGACUUUAAAGUCAUUCCUUUAUAAAGCAAAGUUUCAAUCUACAGCACAAGUCGCAAUGAAAGAGACAAAACUUAAUUCGCUUGGUCCUCAACUUCAAGCAUUUAUUAAGGAGAAACGAGAACUAUGCCAGCCGGAAAGUGUUCACAUUUGUGAUGGCUCUGAGGAAGAAAAUGACCACAUAGUAAACAAGUUGAUUGAAAGUCAAAUGAUGAAGAAGCUACCUUUAUAUGAAAAUUGUUUUCUUGUGCGUACUGAUCCCGAGGACGUGGCUCGUGUUGAAUCUAAGACUUUCAUUUGUACCGAAAGACGUGAAGAUACAAUUCCGUCACCAGCGCCAGGUGUCGAGGGAACUUUGGGAAAAUGGGAAUCGCCUGACAAAAUGAAAAAAAAGCUUUUUGAGGACAAGUUUCCUGGUUGCAUGAAAGGUCGCACCAUGUAUGUCAUCCCAUUUUGCAUGGGACCACUUGGUUCACCAUUAUCAAAGAUUGGUGUUCAGUUGACAGAUUCACCAUAUGUGGUAUCCAGCAUGCGAAUCAUGACCAGAAUGGGAGCUGAAGUAAUGAAAUCUCUGGAUGAUAAUAAUUUUGUCAGAUGUUUACAUUCUGUUGGACAACCCUUACCAGCACCUAAUACCGGAUAUGCUUGGCCUUGUAACCCAAAAGAUACAGUGAUCACUCAUUUCCCCGCAACCAGGGAGAUUGUGUCAUUUGGGAGCGGUUAUGGAGGGAAUUCUCUUCUUGGAAAAAAGUUUAGCUUACGGCUGGGCUCAGUCAUGGCCAGAGAUGAAGGAUGGUUUGCUGAACAUAUGUUGAUAAUGGGUAUCACAAAUCCAGCUGGUGUAAAACGUUAUAUUGCUGCGGCAUUUCCAAGUGCCUGUGGCAAAACAAACCUUGCUAUGCUCAACCCAACAUUACCAGGUUGGAAGGCAGAAUGUAUUGGCGAUGAUAUUGCUUGGAUGAAAUUUGAUGAUAAUGGAGUACUACGAGCUAUAAAUCCUGAGUAUGGUUUCUUUGGUGUGGCACCUGGUACAAACAACAGCUCUAAUCCUAAUGCAAUGAAGACUAUUUUGAAAAAUACCAUAUUUACAAAUGUUGCUGAACGUAGUGAUGGGGGCUUCUUCUGGGAAGGACUCGAGAAAGAAAUCCCAUCAAAUGUCACAAUCACCGACUGGCUAGGAAAGAAGAACUGGUCUAAGGAUUUUAAGACACCAGCUGCUCAUCCUAACUCCAGAUUUUGUGCACCAAUCAGUCAGUGUCCUGUGAUGGAUCCUGCGUGGGAAGACCCUGCUGGAGUCCCCAUAAGUGCUCUCAUAUUUGGGGGUAGACGACCCGAGGGAGUACCUCUGGUGUACGAAGCAUUUGACUGGCAACAUGGGGUGUUUGUUGCAUCAAGUAUGAGGUCUGAAGCAACUGCUGCCGCAGAGCAUAAAGGAAAGGUUAUCAUGCAUGAUCCAUUUGCAAUGCGACCAUUCUUUGGUUAUAAUUUUGCUGAUUACAUAAAGCAUUGGCUAAGUUUUCAAGAUAAAGCAGGUCUUCAAUUGCCAAAGAUAUUCCAUGUGAAUUGGUUUCAAAAGGGUGAUGGAAAAUUUAUAUGGCCAGGGUUUGGUGAAAACACUCGAGUGCUCGAUUGGAUAUUCCGUCGCUGUGAUGGAGAAGACAUUGCGAUGUCGUCACCCAUAGGGUAUUUACCAAAAUUGAAUUCAAUAAAUCUCGAAGGAUUGGGAAAGGUCGACAUGGAAGAACUUAUGAGCAUCCCCAAAGAGUUUUGGCUUGAAGAAGUUAAUGCCAUAAGGAAAUAUUUUCAUGAUCAACUAUCGUCAGAUGUGCCUAAUGACAUUAGCAACGAAUUAGAUAAGUUAGAAAAGAGAAUCGGAGAAAGUUAACUUAUUAAGCUAAACAUCAAGAUUUUAAACAUUUAAUAUUACAACCAUUCAUGAGAUUAGGCUGAGCAUUCCAAUGAUGUAAUUUAAUGUGAAUGGGCCAGCCUGUCGAUUGUUCUUAUCGCCGACUAACGUUUCAUCGCCCUUAUUGCACAUUAUAAACGCUUAUUUUUUAUAACCUUAUCUAUAAUAAGGUUUGAUAGUCCACACCAAUAAUUGGUAAUCUCGCAACUAUGCAAACUGUAUGAAAAAGGGACUAACCCAGAUGUAAGUCAACAUGAAAUCUUAAUGUAAUUAUAUAAAUUUGCUGUCAUCAACUGGUGACUUUUACAGAUGGA
Molecule: messenger RNA, 2428 nt
Organism: Xenia sp. Carnegie-2017
Lineage: Eukaryota; Metazoa; Cnidaria; Anthozoa; Malacalcyonacea; Xeniidae
Product: phosphoenolpyruvate carboxykinase, cytosolic [GTP]-like
Biological process (GO): hepatocyte differentiation; response to starvation; cellular response to insulin stimulus
Cellular component (GO): cytosol
Molecular function (GO): manganese ion binding; GTP binding; phosphoenolpyruvate carboxykinase (GTP) activity
Source: RefSeq, a predicted model, not a curated record